AUGCCUAACUUGUCAGCUUUGGAGAGCUUAAAGGACGUCGUCAUAUGUGGUGACUUAAAUGCUAAACAUCCCCUUUGGCUGUCAAAUCAGUCCGCAGAUACAAGAGGGAAUUUACUACUGUCGCAGUCUGGAAAUUUGACAAUCAUAAACGACCCAUCCAAAAAUACAGAAACACCUCAAAGGAUCUCUGACAACCCUACCUCACCAGAUAUCACUCUCUGUUCACCACACCUUGCAACAACAAUCAAUUGGUCGGUGAUCUACGACACUCGCAGUGACCACAACCCUAUUUUGCUAAAAAUCAAAAGAGAAAUUACAAGAAAAAAGAAGAAACCUGUUUACAUAUACAAUCUGGCAAAUUGGCAACUAUUCCGAUCGCUCACUGACCAACAAUUCGCAAAUAUAAAACUGGAAGACUUCACCUCUCUUGACGCGGCUGUUGCCUACGUCAACAAGAUCAUUCUAGAAGCAAGAGCCAAGACUGUUCCUCAAAGACAUGCCUCUUACACAUGUAACUAUGGAAGGAAGUCUCUUGUCAAGGAAAGAAAUCGUCUUAAAAAAGUAGGGAUCCGAACCUCCGAAGCAAGGAUCCGUUUGAAAGUGUUGAACGACGAAAUAAAAGCUAGUGAAUUCAAAACUCAAAGAGCGAAAUGGAGUAAAGUACUUACGUCUCUAAACCGUAAUCGGUCGACAUCCGAGAUCUGGAAAUCUAUUCGGAACAUUUGGAAGGCUAAUGAGGAAACACCUGGAGACGACGAAUUCAGCCAAAAAGACCUAAAUGCCUUAAUAAAAUACUACGCGAAAAUCUCCCACAAGGAUCGUAUGAAGACUGACCCAUCCAAUCCGCCGCUAAGGAAGCUGAAAAGUAAACAUUCAACUCAUUUCACUGAAAAAGAAGUAUUGGAAUCCCUACGCCAAACAAAAGUAACAUAUUCACAUGGUCCCGACGGCAUUCCUAUAAUUCUCCUGAAAAACAUAGGGAAUGAGGGAAUCAGUGUUCUCACAAAAAUCUACAAUUGGUCGAUUAACCACAACUCAAUCCCAACGAUUUGGAAAUUGGCGAACAUCCGCCCAAUUUUGAAGAGUGGAAAACCAAAACAAGACCAGGCCUCUCUUCAGGCCAAUUUCCCUAUUAUGUUCCAUGUCAAAAACUCUGGAAAAACUCAUCCUCACAAAAAUCAUUAA
Messenger RNA from Octopus sinensis (East Asian common octopus), 1185 nucleotides. RefSeq lists its product as uncharacterized. The record is from RefSeq and is a predicted model, not a curated record. The transcript has a single exon. NCBI's taxonomy places the organism in Eukaryota, Metazoa, Mollusca, Cephalopoda, Octopoda, Octopodidae. Gene Ontology annotation, molecular function: catalytic activity. Bases 1 to 1185 code for a protein of 394 amino acids.